This is a messenger RNA of Suncus etruscus (white-toothed pygmy shrew), 1695 nucleotides long. RefSeq names its product keratin, type II cytoskeletal 6A-like. Gene Ontology annotation, biological process: keratinization; intermediate filament organization. Gene Ontology annotation, cellular component: keratin filament. The record is from RefSeq and is a predicted model, not a curated record. The transcript is spliced from 9 exons. Lineage: Eukaryota; Metazoa; Chordata; Mammalia; Eulipotyphla; Soricidae. The coding region runs from base 1 to 1695 and encodes 564 amino acids. Gene Ontology annotation, molecular function: structural constituent of skin epidermis.
AUGUCUAGCAGAUCUACCAUCAAGACCAGCAGCCACCGUGGCUUCAGCACUAGCUCAGCCCGGGGACUUGGAGGCAGCCGUUCGGGCUUCAGCAGCGUGUCUGUGUCCCGCUCCAGGGGCAGUGGGGGGCUCUCUGGAGCAUGUGGAGGAGCUGGCUUUGGCAGCCGCAGCCUCUAUAGCUUGGGGGGCUCCAAGAGGAUAUCCAUCGGCGGAGGAUAUGGCAGCAGAUGUGGAGGCUUCGGAGGAGGCAUCGGAGGAGGCAUCGGAGGGGGUAUGGGAGGAGGCAUGGGAGGGGGCUUCGGAGGGGGCAUCGGGAGUGGACUCAGUUACAGUGUUGCAGCUGGUAGUGGCUAUGGGCUCGGAGGUGGCUUUGGGGGCCCUGGCUUCCCUGUGUGCCCCCCGGGUGGCAUCCAAGAGGUCACCGUCAACCAGAACCUGCUCACCCCUCUGAACCUGCAAAUCGACCCUACCAUCCAGCGUGUGCGCACUGAGGAGCGCGAGCAGAUCAAGACCCUCAACAACAAGUUUGCUUCCUUCAUUGACAAGGUGCGCUUCCUAGAACAGCAGAACAAAGUCCUGGACACCAAGUGGGCUCUGCUCCAGGAGCAGGGCACCAAGACUGUGAAGCAGAACCUGGAGCCCAUGUUUGAGCAGUACAUCAACAACCUCAGGAGACAGCUGGACAGCAUUCUUGGGGAAAGAGGCCGCCUGGACUCUGAGCUCAGGGGCAUGCAGGACUUGGUGGAGGACUUCAAGAACAAAUAUGAGGAUGAAAUCAACAAGCGCACCACAGCAGAGAAUGAAUUUGUCACCCUCAAGAAGGAUGUGGAUGCUGCCUACAUGAACAAGGUGGAACUUCAAGCCAAGGCUGACUCUCUCAUGGAUGAGAUCAACUUCCUCAGAGCCUUCUAUGAGGCUGAGCUGUCCCAGAUGCAGACUCACAUCUCAGAUACAUCUGUGGUCCUGUCCAUGGAUAACAACCGCUGCCUGGACCUGGACAGCAUCAUUGCUGAGGUCAAGGCUCAAUAUGAGGAAAUUGCCCAGAGGAGCCGGGCUGAGGCUGAGUCCUGGUACCAGACUAAGUAUGAAGAGCUGCAGAUAUCAGCUGGCAGACAUGGUGAUGAUCUGCGCAACACCAAGCAGGAGAUUGCUGAGAUCAACCGCAUGAUUCAGAGGCUCAGAUCUGAGAUCGACCAUGUCAAGAAACAGGUAGCCAACCUGCAGUCUGCCAUUGCCGAAGCAGAGCAGCGUGGAGAGAUGGCACUCAAGGAUGCCAAGAAUAAGUUAGCUGAUCUGGAGGAUGCCCUGCAGAAGGCCAAGCAGGAAAUGGCCAGGCUGCUGAAGGAGUACCAGGAACUGAUGAAUGUCAAACUGGCCCUGGAUGUGGAAAUUGCCACCUACAGGAAGCUGCUGGAGGGCGAGGAGUGCAGGCUGAAUGGAGAAGGCGUUGGACAAGUCAACAUCUCUGUGGUGCAGUCCACCGUCUCUGGUGGUUAUGGCAGUGGCAGUGGCAUCGGCGGUGGCUUGAGCCUUGGAGGAGGCAGUGGCUACUCCUAUGGUAGCAGCCUUGGAGGUGGCUUCAGUUCCAACAGCGGCAGAGGCCUCGGUGGUGGCUUUGGCUCCUCUGGAGGCAGCACUUCCAGCAUCAAGUACACUACUACCUCAUCCUCCAGUAGGAAGAGCUACAAGCACUGA